Magallana angulata is the source of this 1786-nucleotide messenger RNA. RefSeq lists its product as uncharacterized. The transcript is spliced from 2 exons. Bases 103 to 1584 code for a protein of 493 amino acids. The record is from RefSeq and is a predicted model, not a curated record. NCBI's taxonomy places the organism in Eukaryota, Metazoa, Mollusca, Bivalvia, Ostreida, Ostreidae.
AUUAGUGUUACUUCGCUUGAAUACAUACAGUUCUGUCUCUUUAUAAGCUGGGUAAGGAAGGAUAGAUUAACAAAAUCAGCUAAGUUCUACAGCAGAUACCAAAUGUCUUCGUUGGAUCGGUUGGUACGACGGAUACAUGAUGAAUACUGUUGUUUUCGUUUGCCUGAUGAAAAAGUCAAAGACAUUGAAGACAUGGUGGUAAGCCUGGUCAAAUAUAAACUUCCGGUUCUGUUGCAGCAUCAUUCCAGAUAUCGAUACUCAAUAGCGGAAGUAGUCGACGCCGGAAGCUAUUUUGAGCAGACAAAAAUAGAACUGCCUAAUGAAUUUGAUUUCAUGCUAGUUGUGGAGCAAUUGUCUCGAGAAAAUUCUAUUUUUAUUUCACAAGGAUGCAAACCAGGACACGCGCAUGUGGCGGUGCAGGAACCGGAACUUUGGGAUACAGCAAGAUCUGGAGACAGUCCGGAACAUCAAUUUGAAAUAGCUCUACUGCAGUUCAACAUGCACGUUAGGGAGACACUGAAACUGCUUCUAUCGGAACCCCUGAAAGGAAGAUUCGGACAGCUUCAGAUGAAAGGAGUAACCGUGCGGGGAAAACCUUUCAAAGCCUUCUCACAUGUACAGACAUUAACAUUAAAAUGGACUGAAAUAACCGUCAGACAACCCAAUACAACAGUCUUGUAUAAACGCAGGCCUUCUCGGCAAGAGGAGAUAGAAGUGUGUGUGGACUUAAUGGCUUGUUGCCAUCUUCCAUUGCCCGCGUUUAUUGACAUACUACCAGACAAGUGUCUCCAAAAUGAAGGUUUAAUUAAAAAUGGAUGUCACAUAGUUCUGAAGUCUUGCGAGUCAUUCUCUUGCAUGGAUAGUCAGAGAAAAUGCCGGCUGAUUUCUUACACGAAGACUGAACAGGAGUGUAUGAAGAGGUUGCACGUGACUUGGAAGGUGGCAUACCGGACGCUGAAGUGGCUCUUCCGGUACACGGAAGUUCUAGAAGUCGACACGUACAAAAUUAAGACAGCGGUGCUUUAUUGUAGCUCUAAGCAGCGCGGUUCCGGACAUUUGGCUGUAGGGGAAGCACUGAUUCAGAUCCUACAGGUCCUUAAAGACAGCGCGCAUAGCAACCAACAACCCGGAUAUUUCAACGAGUCGCUAAACGUUUGGACCGUCAGCCCAAGUUAUCAAUACUUAGUCAAGUACGAAAUGAUCUUUCUGUUAAAACUCUUUAAAAACAUCCGUAGAGAUCCAAAUGGACAAUGUGCAAACGUUUCACGGAAUUUAGAAGUCGUCCAUUUGUGGAUUCACUCUUUCUGUUCGCACGCGGCGGAAAUCUCGCGUAUGAACGAUGCUAGACUAAGUCCCCUGGAGAGGUUCAACGGCCAAGGUAAUAAGUUCCUGGACGUCAUGAGAGACAUGGAACCUACGCUAAAGACCCACAAGGCGCUGGCCUGGAUUCCGUUUCAAAUGAAAUGCUGCGUUUUGUUUGAUGUUUUUAAAGUUUUAUUUCCAUUAUUUGUCCAGAAAACGCUGCCUUUUUUCUGCCUUGGUUCUGCAAUCUUUAUGACUUGUUAUAUAUUCCCAUUUUGGUAAAGAACAUAAAGGAAUAAGAUGUUAGAUCAUGACACAUACCUAUUGACAGCCGGUCGGUUUGGUCGUAAAAAUUCAAUUUCAUGCAGAUUUAUAAUGCUGUAAAAUAAGAGUUUUUUAACAAAAUGAAAACAUGCAAAAUCGAGAUUUCGUACGAAUAUACUUCACAGAAUUACUUUAAGAAAGAAAAACAGUACAGUGAUUU